CUGAGAACUGCCUGGCGGAGUGAGGAGAGAAAGAGCGUCGAAGAGGGGGGACAGUCUCUCUCUCGCUUCAAUCUCAUCGCGUGAUUUCUCACUUUCUACACGCGAUCACAGCGGAAGCCGAGCUCGAAUUCGCCACCCCCCAGACAUGGAUUCAGAUGCAGACAUGGAAGAUUAUGGGUUUGAGUAUUCUGACGAGGAGCCUGAAGAGCAAGAUGUCGAUAUUGAGAAUCAGUAUUAUAAUACCAAAGGAUUGGUAGAAGCUGAUCCUGAAGGAGCAAUUAAGGGAUUUGCGGAGGUUGUGAGGAUGGAAGGAGAGAAGGGGGAGUGGGGUUUUAAGGCGCUGAAGCAAACAGUGAAGCUUCACUAUCGAAUUGGAAAUUACAAGCAAAUGAUGGAUGCUUACAGAGAGAUGUUGACCUACAUCAAGUCGGCUGUUACACGUAAUUACAGCGAGAAAUGUAUCAACAACAUCCUCGACUUUGUGUCGAAUGGUGCCAAUCAGAAUUUGGAGUUGCUCCAGGAGUUUUACCAGACUACCUUGAAGGCUUUGGAGGAAGCCAAAAAUGAGAGGUUAUGGUUCAAGACAAACUUGAAGUUGUGUAAAUUGUGGUUUGAUAUGGGUGAAUAUGGUCGAAUGAAUAAGAUUUUGAAGGAGCUCCACAAAUCUUGUCAGAAAGAAGAUGGUACAGAUGAUCAGAAGAAGGGCACACAAUUGCUCGAGGUUUAUGCGAUAGAGAUUCAGAUGUAUACAGAGACCAAGAACAACAAGAAGCUCAAGCAACUAUAUCUAAAAGCGUUGAACAUCAAGUCUGCAAUUCCACAUCCGCGCAUUAUGGGGAUUAUCCACGAAUGUGGAGGCAAAAUGAACAUGGCUGAGCGACAGUGGGCAGUUGCGGCUACCGAUUUUUUUGAUGCAUUCAAGAAUUACGAUGAGGCUGGUACCCACAGGAGGAUCCAGUGUCUCAAGUACUUGGUGCUUGCUAACAUGCUAAUGGAGUCUGAAGUGAACCCAUUUGAUGCUCAGGAGGCUAAACCGUACAAGAAUGACCCAGAAAUUCUGGCUAUGACAAAUUUGGUGGCUGCUUAUCAAAGGAAUGAAAUCCUUGAAUUUGAGAAAAUUCUCAAGAGCAACAGAAAGACAAUAAUGGACGAUCCCUUCAUAAGGAAUUACAUUGAAGAUCUGCUUAGCAAAAUCCGCACACAAGUGUUGCUGAAGCUCAUCAAGCCUUAUACCCGAAUUCGCAUUCCCUUUAUAUCUAAGGAGCUGAACAUACCUGAAAAGGAUGUGGAGCAGCUUCUUGUAUCUCUCAUCCUGGAUAAUAGAGUGCAUGGUCAUAUUGAUCAAGUAAACCAAUUGCUGGAGCUUGGUGACAGAUCAAAGGGGCUGAGGAAAUAUACAGCGAUUGAUAAAUGGAACACUCAACUCAAGUCACUUUCUCAAACAGUGACGGCAAGGAUUGGUUAGCAACAUGCAUUAAAACGGUAUAGCUUUGGUGCACGAAUAGAUAAGUGGUUAUUGUCGCAUGUGUUUCUUCGCCACUGUAUAUUCUUUAUCGUUACGGUCCCAACCUUUUUGAGGUUUUAUUGGAUCACCAUUACCUGCGAGGGAGAUAUCCAGGGGAACCCCAUUGGUGACCUCCUCUCCUUCCAGAUUGAGUUGUCCUGGUGUGUGGUUUUUGUUGGCCUAUGUGUCAACCCACCAGGACAAGAUGUAAACAAACAGAAUGAAAUGUUUUGAUGCGGUAUAAAAUCUGUUGCAACCUUCUGUAGACUCCA
Molecule: messenger RNA, 1776 nt
Organism: Physcomitrium patens
Lineage: Eukaryota; Viridiplantae; Streptophyta; Bryopsida; Funariales; Funariaceae
Product: COP9 signalosome complex subunit 2
Source: RefSeq, a predicted model, not a curated record